UAGGUAUAAAAGGCCGGAGGGUCCUUCAUUUAUUUCUCUGUGAGCUUUUACAACCUCGCAACUCGACAUUUUUGUUCUUACUAGCAUCUGCCAUGAAGUUUGCAGCUUUGGUUGGGCUUCUCACUGCGUCGGUUGCUUCCGCUGUGGUCAUACACCACGAGCUUGACGCACGCGCGGACUUUCCUUCACCCGAAUGUGUCCCCUUGAUCAAGUACAUAGGAAUAUACCACAACAUCUAUGAUGCUUCUUGUGGAAAGUUGGUCAAUGACUGUAUCUCGAAUCUGAAUGGCACUGAAGAUCUGUGGAGCAAAAAUAGCUGCGUCACCGCUGCUACCUGUCAAGGUACUUAUCCAGUCGUGAAAUUAGCACAAUGUUACGACUCCAACAUCGGUAAUGCGAGUGAUAUUCCCCAUCUGAAUUACAACAUAUAUGCAAACAUUGUUGGUGAUUGCGCCUGGCAAGAAGGCGGGUGUCCCAUCACCUUCCAGAAUUACAUUGACUGGUUCUACGGGGCUCUCACGGCCAUCGACUCCACCGUCUGGCCUAGUGAUGUUGAGUUCGUAAGGACGAACUGGUGGAAUUACAUCCUCGACUGGACCUUGACUGGAGACACUCUCCCAUACACUAACUUCGACGAUUGGCUUUCACUACUCUAACACGUCAUGAUUUUUUCUCCAUUGAACAUCCUUGAAUCUUGAUGCACCACGGACUUUAGCACAUCUUGGACUCGUUAUUAUUCGUUUUACUCACUUUUCACCAACUUUAACUACUUGAUACCCCGGCGUUGGCCAGAUGCUUUAUCAGGCCACAAUUCCAUAGCAUUCCUUCCUUCCCGAUGUCAAGUUUUUUAAAAUUUGACGUUUGAGCACCUUGCGAUCACACUCAUUGAAUAAAAAACAAAGCUACCGUACGAUGAUGUCCGAAUAUAAAUUCGAAUUGAAGUGCUUCAUCUUCAAUAUGCUUAUUCGAUCUAGUCUUUAAUUCAGUG
This is a messenger RNA of Desarmillaria tabescens, 988 nucleotides long. RefSeq lists its product as uncharacterized. The record is from RefSeq and is a predicted model, not a curated record. The coding region runs from base 93 to 656 and encodes 187 amino acids. The transcript is spliced from 5 exons. Lineage: Eukaryota; Fungi; Basidiomycota; Agaricomycetes; Agaricales; Physalacriaceae.